Ceratitis capitata (Mediterranean fruit fly) is the source of this 789-nucleotide messenger RNA. RefSeq names its product coatomer subunit zeta-1 (gene zetaCOP). Gene Ontology annotation, cellular component: COPI vesicle coat. Gene Ontology annotation, biological process: intracellular protein transport; retrograde vesicle-mediated transport, Golgi to endoplasmic reticulum; intra-Golgi vesicle-mediated transport. Bases 92 to 628 code for a protein of 178 amino acids. The record is from RefSeq and is a predicted model, not a curated record. NCBI's taxonomy places the organism in Eukaryota, Metazoa, Arthropoda, Insecta, Diptera, Tephritidae. The transcript is spliced from 4 exons.
UGAAUACUCUGUCUUGCAACUCUGUAAGCGGUUGACGUGUAAAUGAAAAGUGUCAAAUAUCAGGCUGCCGAUAGAAAAUAAUCAAAUUGCAAUGGAAGGUUUUAUGAUGGAGCCCACAUUGAACAUCAUCAAAGGCAUGUGCAUCAUGGACAAUGAUGGCAAUCGCAUAUUGGCCAAGUACUACGACAAGAAUGUCUUGCCCACAGUGAAAGAACAGAAGGCGUUUGAAAAGAUACUAUUCAACAAAACUCAUCGCUCCAAUACAGAAAUCAUCAUGUUGGAUGGUCUUACUUGCGUGUACAAAAGUAAUGUGGACUUAUUUUUUUACGUGAUUGGCAGUGCCCAGGAAAACGAGUUGAUACUGCUGUCCGUAUUGAAUUGCCUAUAUGAUUCGAUUAGUUUUAUAUUGAAGAAGAAUGUUGAGAAGCGUUUAGUUUUGGAUAAUUUAGAGAUUAUCAUGUUGGCUUUCGAUGAAAUCUGUGAUGGCGGUGUUAUCCUGGAUGCUGAUGCGUCGUCGGUGGUGAAACGUGUCGAUUUGCGCAACGAUGACAUUCCAAUUGCCGAACAGACCGUCGCGCAGGUGUUGCAGUCCGCGCGAGAGCAAUUCAAAUGGUCUAUACUUAAGUGAAAAGUGUUUUAUUUCUAUCUGGUUGAACGGAUGUGGCGAAAACCCGAGUUUUUUUUUGUAACUUUACACGAUUAUAUAAGUUGACUUUUCCAAAAAGCGCAAUACAUUCGAUUUUGAUUGUAAUCAUAAUAUAAUUAAACACCAUACAUAUAUAAAAUGAA